Messenger RNA from Eptesicus fuscus (big brown bat), 1337 nucleotides. Its product is annotated as M protein, serotype 24-like. The coding region runs from base 227 to 730 and encodes 167 amino acids. The record is from RefSeq and is a predicted model, not a curated record. NCBI's taxonomy places the organism in Eukaryota, Metazoa, Chordata, Mammalia, Chiroptera, Vespertilionidae. The transcript is spliced from 2 exons.
UCCAUUUUGCUGAAGAAAGGCAAGGAGGAACCCCGUCACGAAAACAGAUCCUGGCUCUCACAACCACAUCAAAAUUACAACUAAACUACAGAACAACCAUCAUCCAGAACUGCCUGAGAGAAAUCUAGCUGAAGAGAAGCCCUACAACUAGAGAUUUAAAGAAGCCACACUGAGCCUGCCUAGAAUCAAUAAAAAAUAUAUCCUCUGGUGAGGAUUAAAAAAAGAUAUGGAAACCAUAAUAAAGUACUUGGAAACCAUAAAAGGGGACAUGGAAACCAUAAAAGAAGACAUGGAAACCAUAAAAGGGGACAUGGAAACCAUAAAAGAAGACAUAGAAAUCAUAAAAGAAGACAUGGAAACCGUAAAACGGGACAUGGAAACCGUAAAAGAAGACAUGGGAACCGUAAAAGGGAACACGGGAACCAUAAAAGAAGACGUAGAAAUCAUGAAAGGAGACAUGGAAACCGUAAAACGGGACAUGAAAACCGUAAAAGAAGACAUGGAAACCGUAAAAGGGGACACGGGAACCAUAGAAGAAGACGUAGAAAUCAUGAAAGGAGACAUGGAAACCGUAAAACGGGACAUGAAAACCGUAAAAGAAGACAUGGAAACCGUAAAAGGAGACAUGGAAACCGUAAAACGGGACAUGAAAACCAUAAAAGAGAACCAGUCCUCAGUGGCCCCUGGUCAGGGCCUGCCCCCAUUGCACAGCCUGGGUCACCGUCCCUAGUGAGCACGGUAUCUCACGGCGAGGAGAGUGGCCCUUCACCAGCCCAGCGAGGGGUCUCGGCCCUCAGUGAGCAGCAGCCAAUCUCCAAAACACUCCUGGCCUGGAGCGGUGUCCUCGGGUGGAAGGAGAAGCCCAAACCAGGCACCAACACCCUGCUGAUGCGGUCACUGCCUUGCCAGGUCUACGUGGACCAAGGUGAGAACCUGAAAACAGACCUUUGGCCUCAGAAGCUGAUCAUGGAGUUAUUCCCCUCGCGGCUGCUGAUCAAAAUGGGCCAUUUUAUCAAAAAAUCAAGCAUAGUUCAAUUCUCCUUCAUCAAUCUGGACCUGGAAACCCACAAAAGCCUCUACAGUAUGAUAGGCAACGACUCUGGUUUGAUUCCUGUCAAGGGCACAUGCCAGGUUGCAACUUGAUCCCCAGUUGGGGUGGGGGGUGCAGGAAGCAGCCGAUCAAUGGUUCUCUCUCAUCAUUGAUGUUUCUAUCUCUCACUCUCCCUUCCUCUCUGAAAUCAAUAAAAAUAUAUAAAAGUAAAUAAAUACAUUUAAAGGUGUACUAUAAAAUUUAACUAUAGUAACAAAUGGUAAUAAUAAAGCUUAGAUCCAAUUUC